Messenger RNA from Silurus meridionalis, 1643 nucleotides. RefSeq names its product G-protein coupled receptor 20. The transcript has 2 exons. Gene Ontology annotation, biological process: phospholipase C-activating G protein-coupled receptor signaling pathway; positive regulation of Rho protein signal transduction. NCBI's taxonomy places the organism in Eukaryota, Metazoa, Chordata, Actinopteri, Siluriformes, Siluridae. Gene Ontology annotation, cellular component: membrane. The record is from RefSeq and is a predicted model, not a curated record. Gene Ontology annotation, molecular function: G protein-coupled receptor activity. The coding region runs from base 128 to 1222 and encodes 364 amino acids.
UGUGUGCAUGGUGUUUUACUGGAUACUAUGACUUUUAGUAAGAGAUCCUGACCACUGACCACUUUGACUAAAGAAAAAAGAGAGAAAAAUCCAAAAGAUUUAUUCAAACACAGUCCAAAAGCCAGUCAUGGAGACCCUCCUGAGAGAAUUUUUCAACAUCACUCCUGAUCAUCCAGGCAACCUUUCUCACCGCCACUGGGGGGUGCCAUAUUUGAAGAGAUUGGCGCAUCUGGACGAGGCUCUCUACGAAGACUUUUACAGCCUGUGGAUCACCCUUAUGGUCGUCAACAGUAUUAUGUUCCUGGUGGGGCUUUUGCUAAACAGCGUGGCUCUCUACGUUUUCUGUGUGGGGACGAAGGCUCGCACUGCACCUCUAAUCUACACUAUUAAUCUAGCGGUAGCCGACCUCUUGGUGGCGCUUUCUCUCCCGGCCCGGAUCGCUUUGUAUUACAGUGGAGGUGGCUGUUUGGCUUGUUCAUACGUGCACACGUUUAGCUAUUUUGUCAACAUGUAUUGCAGCAUCCUGUUCCUCACUAGCAUCUGCGUUGACCGGUACAUGGCAGUGGUUUGGGCCGCGGGCACAGCAGACCGCUGCAGAAGCCCCGCUGUGGCUAAAGGUGUUAGUGCAGGGGUGUGGCUCUUUGCCAUGGUGGUCACCUACUCGUUCCAGACCACAGCUUUGGAAUUUGAUGACUCGUCCAGCUGCCACCUUCUCGUACUGUUCGCUGUUACUGUACUGGAGUUUGUGAUCCCUCUUCUGGUCAUCGUGACUUUUACAGCCCGAGUUGCCUGCGCUCUCGCUAAUGACCAGCUCAUGGCACAAAGCCGGGGGCGAAGGGCCCGAGCUGUGCGUCUGCUCCUAGCUGUGCUCAUUGUCUUUGUUGUCUGCUUUACACCCUUUCACGUGCGCGAGGCCCUUGUGUACUUUCGCCUAGGAGGUGACCGAGAACAACAUGUGGUUGCCUAUCACACCACUGUGACCCUCAGCAGCCUAAACAGCUGCCUAGACCCUGUGGUUUACUGCUUUGUGCCCGAUAAUUUCCGUUCCGCCUUGCGCCGAGCUUACAGGAGGAGGGAGCCUCAGCAAUCCAGCAAUGCAGCAGAGGUGACCACCCCUCGUCAAAGCUCCAAAGGGUCCAGCACCACCAUGGCAGUUGUUUACAGUGUAGCAGCUCUCACCCUCAGUCCCUGCACUCUGCCUUCUCCUGAGCUGACUGCAUGACAGAGAAAAUGAGGACGAAAAGGAACAAGGAACAAAACAGGCCAAAAAAGCUCUUGAUAUAUUGAAACUUGGAUUAUCUGUCACACUUUAAUGGACAGGAACUAAAAGAAUCAAAACCCACUUUGCUUUGGAAAGAUUUAUCAUUACACAGAACUGGAGUCUUCUAUAAAUCUGUGUGUGUAAUUCAGUCAAAGUGAUGGUUGUAUAUAAAGUACAGUCUGGUUCUUUGCUUUAAAAAAAAGAGUGUCCAAUUCAGUGUCCUUAAUGAUGAAAGCAGCAAAUAAUACUUCCUUAUGUCCAAAACUGGUACAAAGUGUGCAAGAUCCACCUCACAUUGCAAAUUUGCCACCACAAUAGCCUUUUUUUCCCCUCAAUGUUAAUGCAUGUUUUAAAGAUUUACUGUCCUUCGUGCUUAGCCAAG